Molecule: messenger RNA, 525 nt
Organism: Heterostelium album PN500
Lineage: Eukaryota; Evosea; Eumycetozoa; Acytosteliales; Acytosteliaceae
Exons: 3
Coding region: 1-525 (174 amino acids)
Source: RefSeq, a predicted model, not a curated record
AUGGAGUUCAAUUUAGAGUAUAUGUCAGAGUUGAACUUUGAUCUUGAACAAUUUAUGCAUGAGCAAAGUCUAAACGUCACAAAUACCUCCAAAUCCAUUGGAAAUAACCAAGUGGAGUAUAAUAAGUUUGUAAAUCAUAUAAAACGACUCUAUAAUGCCAAUAUUGAGAAAACAGAACAAGAUUUUGAAAUCUUAAAGUUAAGAGUUAUUGAAGCUGCUGGCGAUGAACUUUUAAAAUACACCAAGGAGAUUGAACAGAUGUUCAAAGAAAAAGAUCUCAUCGUCGGUAGAAAGAAGAGAAGACCAUCGUCAGCAAUAUCAAAGAAGUGGCAUAGUGAACCUCUUUUUGAUGGUCAGUCUGCUUAUCAAGAUCAAUUCAUUGCUUCAUUAUGCUGCGUAAGUACCUCCAAGCUUUGUGAAAUGAAAUCAAACAGAAAGAGAACCGGUACCACUACUAAAAAGAAAUCGGUUUCAAAACCAAAAGCUGUUAAAACAUCAAAAAAGCAAAGUCUUGAUCCUGAUUAG